AAAACAAGCGGCCACUAAACAUAAAAGGAAGGCCAAAAGAGCUUAGAAAUCUCAAAGACAUGGCUUCAAUUGCUAUCUCUGCCUCAUUUCCAAGAUCAUGUACUUCAAAUCAUGUCUCCAACAAGCAACAACGUCGUCAAGCCCGACCUACCUAUUCCUCCAUGACGAAAAACCCGACCCCAGAGCUAAUCAAAACUCCCUACGUUGGCGACCGAGAUGCCUUAGACGCUCCCAAACGUCAUGGAAACGUUGCAUCAGCUACGGACAAGCUAGAGGAAGAUACUGACGAUAUGAACCAUGGCCAAACGUUCACAGAUGAGAGAUGGAAAAAUGGGACAUGGGAUCUCAAUAUGUUUGUGAAGAAUGGCAAGAUGGAUUGGGAAGGUGUCAUCGUCGCAGAAGCAAAGAGGAGGAAGUUUCUUGAAUUGUAUCCAGAAACAGCUACAAAUCACGAACCAGUGCUCUUUAGAAGCUCCAUUAUACCUUGGUGGGCAUGGCUCACCAAAUCCUACCUCCCACAAGCCGAACUACUUAACGGUAGGGCAGCAAUGAUAGGGUUCUUCAUGGCCUAUCUAGUGGAUGCAUUAACAGGAAUUGGAAUAGUUGGGCAAAGUGGGAAUUUCAUAAGCAAAGCAGCCCUUUUUGUAACAGUCAUUGGUGUGUUACUGUUUAGGCAAACCAAAGAUAUUGAAGGCUUAAGAAAGCUAGCCGAAGAAGCCACCUUCUAUGACAAGCAAUGGCAAGCUUCGUGGCAAAACCAAAAUGAAAACUCCACCUAGAAAAUAUAUUUAAUUUCUCUUUAAUAA
Cucurbita moschata (crookneck pumpkin) is the source of this 806-nucleotide messenger RNA. Its product is annotated as light-harvesting complex-like protein 3 isotype 1, chloroplastic. The transcript has 3 exons. Lineage: Eukaryota; Viridiplantae; Streptophyta; Magnoliopsida; Cucurbitales; Cucurbitaceae. Bases 60 to 779 code for a protein of 239 amino acids. The record is from RefSeq and is a predicted model, not a curated record.